GUGCCAAACUGCUUCUCUGCCCCGUGCCGUCUGCUUUCUCCAAUUUUCCGUCAAGCGGGCAGAUUGAACGGCAGAUUCUGCGCCCGGCUGCCCCCCCCCUUCCUCCUGGGCGCUUCGCUUGGGCACGAGGAAUGCUGUAGAAGGACUUGGAGGCUCCUGUGGCAUUUGGGGGCGUCCUUGGCUGCGAAGAGGCUCUGCCUGCAGGAAGCUUGAGCAGAAGAGCUGCCACCUCUUCUGGCGGAGGAAGCUGGCCAGCGUUUCUCCACAUCAGGGGGGUCCUUGGUGCUCUCCGAGCUGGGUGGUUUUCUUGCAGAUGUUUCAUGACCCAAACCAGGUUGGAAUGGGUGGAAAUCAUUGAACCUCGCACGCGGGAGCGCAUGUACGCCAACCUGAUCACGGGCGAGUGCGUGUGGGACCCUCCCGCCGGCGUCCGCAUCAAACGCACCAACGAGAACCAGUGGUGGGAGCUCUUCGACCCCAACACCUCCCGCUUCUACUACUACAAUGCCACCACCCAGCGGACGGUGUGGCACCGGCCGCAGAACUGCGACAUCAUCCCUCUGGCCAAGCUGCAGACCCUGAAGCAGAACACCGAGUCGCCUCGGGCCUCCACCGAAAACAGUCCCGGGCGCAGCACCAAUGUCAGCCGGGAAGGCAGCACCAGCUCCUCCUUGGAGCAGGAGCUGGAAGGCGGAGAGAAGGUCCCGGAGCAGAACCGGCCCAGCCGGCAGCCGACUCAGUUUGCCAUCGUUAAGGAAGAAGCGGAAAGCUCUUCGCCACCUGGAGUUUUCGAGAAGGAAUACGAGCUCUACCGAGACUACGGCUCCGAUGGACAACGGCUUCAUUACCGGGCGUCUUCUCUCCGGUGGAACACGGGGACGAAAGAACGGAUGCUGAUCAAGGUGACGGACCGCGAGCCCAGUUUCCUGAUGCACCAGGGUAACGGCUACACCCUUGACCAUCAGCAGGGCACCCGGUCGCGGAGGCCUUCGGGCGGCCAGCCGUCACCCAAUCUCCAAACCUUUGCCACCGAUUCCGACAACUCGGUCUUCUUCCCCGAGCGGAAGCAGUCGCCCUUCCUGAAACGGGCCGAUCAUGUGGGCAGCUGCUCCCCGCUGCUGGGCCGGGGGGACCCCUUCUGCUCCCCGAUGCAGGGCCAGCACCGUAAGCACUCCAGCGAAUCGCAGCCCUCCUCUCCGCGCUACGCCUACGAGCCGCCCUUGUACGAGGAGCCUCCCAUGGAGUACCAGGCCCCCAUCUACGACGAGCCACCGGUGGAUAUGCAGUUCGAGGCCAGCGGGAGCUACAAAGCGGGUUCUCCCCAAAAGUCCCCCAUCCGCAAACCCCACCCAUUCCUACAGUCGCCCAAACAGGGCUCCAACUCCCCCUACCAGCAGCUGGUCUUGACCAAACAGAAGGGCUCGGACCGCUUCAUGAGCCUGGAGUACAGCCCGGCCGGCAAGGAGUACGUGCGGCAACUGGUGUACGUGGAGCAGGUGGGGUCCAGCCCUACCCUGAAGAGUGCCCCCCGCCACAAAUACUCCCCCAACCCCAUAGGUGGCUCCUACUCACUGCAGCACAGCCCCUGCCUGAUGCGGGACCAGCGUCUGGAGAUCAAAUCUGGAGAUUACAGCAGCAUGGAAGGCGCAGAUUUCCGGCACAGCCCUCCGGCCAUCAUGCCGUCGCAGGGGGAGGAUUCCAUGUCCUGCUCCAGCCAACAGAACACGUUGUCCUCCACAGGUUACUCCCCGGGCAGCCGCAAACGAAAGAGCCGGAAGCCCGCUUUUUCGUACGACCCCAACACGUCGUCCACCGACGGCUCCGGCGAGCGCGACGAAGGCAUGCCAGAGGACAGGCCUCUGUCCGGGUGCAGCCGGUCCCCGGGCGGGCGUCUGGACAGCCGGUCAGUGGAGGGUGAGUCCUGCAGGGCUUCGGCAGAGCCCUUCCUGGCUCAGGCUCGCCUGGCUUGGGAAGCACAGCAAGCCCACUACCAUAUGAAGCAGCGCAGCAGCUGGGACUCCCAGAAGGACGGUUCGGGGUACGAGAGUGACGGGGCCGUGCCGCUGCCUAUGCCAGGUCCGGUGGUCCGAGCCUUUAGCGAGGACGAGGCUCUGGCCCAGCAGGAGAACAAGCACUGGAAGCGCAACCCGUUUGAGAAGUUGGCCUUUCCGCAGAUCCUGUUGGAGAAGAGCGUGUCCGUGCAGACGAAUUUGGCGUCGCCCGAGCCGUACUUGCAUCCGUCCCAGUCAGAAGAUCUUGGCGCCUGCGUCCAGUUUGAGAGCAGCCGCCAAAACCGGAACAUGAUGCCCAGCAACAGCUGCGUCUUCCCCACCUUCAACCUGAGGAAGCCCUCCUCGGAGACGGACAUUGAGAACUGGGCCUCCAAACACUUCAACAAGCACACCCAAGGCCUCUUCCGACGCAAGAUCUCCAUCGCCAACAUGCUGGCUUGGAGCAGCGAGUCCAUCAAGAAACCCAUGAUCAUGACCAGCGACCGCAACGUCAAGAAGGAAGCCUGUGAGAUCUUCAAGCUCAUCCAGAUGUACAUGGGCGACCGGCGGUCCAAGACGGACCAGCUCAACGUAGCUCUGGAGAUCGCCACCAAAGGAUGGAGUAUGCAAGGCCUCCGAGAUGAGCUCUACAUCCAGUUGUGCCGGCAGACCACCGAGAACUUCCGCUACGAGAGUCUCGCCCGGGGUUGGGAACUGAUGUCCAUUUGCCUGGCUUUCUUCCCACCCACGCCCAAGUUCCAUUCCUACUUAGAGGGAUACAUCUACAGGCACAUGGACCCGGUGAACGACACCAAAGUGACUCAGCACAUUAAAGACCUCCUGGAGAGAAACAGUAAGAAGAAGUCCAAAUUGAGAAAAAAACCCAAACCUUAUCUUGAAGACCACGAUGGGGUGGCGGUAAGCACUUACGCCAAGUAUUGUUACAGCAAGCUCCAGAAGGCAGCGUUGACUGGCGCCAAGAAGGGUCUGAAGAAGCCGAACAUCGAAGAGAUUCGUCACGCCAAGAAUGCCGUCUUCAACCCAUCCAUGUUUGGAAGCUCCCUUCAAGAAAUCAUGAACAUGCAGAAGGAGAGGUACCCGGACCGCCAGCUCCCGUGGGUGCAGACCAGGCUAUCAGAAGAGGUGCUGGCACUCAACGGAGACCAGACCGAGGGCAUCUUCAGAGUUCCUGGGGACAUCGAUGAAGUCAACGCUCUCAAACUGCAGGUGGAUCAGUGGAAAAUCCCCACUGGCUUAGAAGACCCCCAUGUUCCUGCCUCCUUGCUGAAGCUCUGGUAUCGGGAACUUGAGGAGCCUCUGAUCCCACACGAGUUUUAUGAAGAGUGCAUCACCCACUACGAGAACCCUGAAGCUGCCAUCGCCGUCGUCCACUCCCUGCCCAGGAUCAACAAAAUGGUGCUUUGCUACCUCAUCCGUUUCCUCCAGGUGUUCGUGCAGCCGGGUAAUGUGGCCAUCACCAAGAUGGACGUCAACAACCUUGCCAUGGUGAUGGCCCCCAACUGUUUGCGCUGCCAGUCGGACGACCCACGGAUUAUUUUUGAAAACACCCGCAAGGAAAUGUCCUUCAUCCGGGUGCUCAUCCAGCACCUGGACACAGGCUUCAUGGAGGGAGUGCUAUAGCCCCUGUGCCAACAGGACCGGACCGCAGUUGGACAACCAUCACCUGGAUCUUCUCCCGUAUCCCGAAGUCAGUCAGUGAGAACCAUUUUUUUGAUGCAGCAGGAGAUGCCAACCUUGUGAAGCACCCGAAGAGAAAGCUGUGAGCCACUGACCUUGCCAUCCUGGCUAUGCCACCUUGGGCAUCUGAAGUUGCCCAGGAACCCCUUGGGGCCUGUGCGAUGGAGAAAAUAUGGCUGCCUCUUAGUGGUCCCCUGGUGGACAACCUCCUGACCAGGACUUCAUCAGGAGUGUCUACAAAAAUGGACAACCCAACACCGUUCGGGAGAACCGUGAACCAAGCUAGAAAGGCCAGGAGGCCUGUCUACCCCUCCCCCCCCCAAAUUAAGUUUGUCCUGUGGAAAUGGGGGCGCAGCACCUGGUUCGGGCAGCUGAGGGAACGUUUGAAUGGGUCGAUGUGGGGGGUGGGGGCGAAUGUCCAAGAUGUUAGCUGAAUCCUUUUCAGACGAGUCGGAGGAGUAGGAGGGAACGAAAGGUGAUAGGACGCAGAUCACAAAGACUGGCGUUGCGGGGAAAGUGAACUGGCUUCCCAGGAGGUCAGUUAGUCUGACUGCUUCUGUGGAAGGGGAGGGGUUGCCAUCAGAUUGACCAUUGAAAACUCUAAAGUGGGGGGUGGCACCUCUGGAAGCCAUGGACUAGCUGUUGGCGAGGCUCAAACCCGGCAGGCUUUUUAAGAUUUGGGGAAGACCUCCCCCCCUUCCUUUUUCCUUCCUUGUUGUAGCACAGUCACUGCCAAAGGGGGGCCAAGCCAUGCAGCCCCCCCUCCCCAUCUCAACAUCUCAGUGCCCCACAAAAGGCCUGGUUAUGCCACCCUUGAAACAGGAGGGGAAUAACGAGAAGGAGUUUCGUUCUGGUCACUCGUUUUUUUCUUGUCGGGCAGAAUUUUAUACACUGUGAUACAGAACCGGAGCACUUUCUUGACCUCUCCUUAAGUGAAGGGGUGUGUGUGUGUGUGUAUGUGUGCGGAAACGGUACCAGGCCCUCCUUGACCCUCGCAGCUCCCCAGUUGAGUGGUGGUGACGACAAGAAGUGGGGUGCCCCCCCCCCCCCGAUUCUGGAGCUGUCCAUGCUUACCCAGCCUCAUCUCAACGUCCCUUCCUGCACUCAGUGCUUUGGUGUUAGAGAAGGUGGGUCCUACUCGGGUUCCAGGACGACCCGGUCCACAACCAAUUCCUUACGGCACCUUAAGUGAUAGACUUUGGCUGGAUCUGGGGCAUUCUCCACCAGGUUUCCAGACAUUUUGUUUUUUUCUCCCCGAAGGAAGGAGCUAAGUUCUCUUCCGUAGGCCAGAAAUGGGAGAAGGCCAGCGGUACUGGUGAAAAUAAAACAUUCCCAUAAAGUGUCCUCUGUCCCAAAUGCUUGUACCUGGGUAUCUUGCACAUCCUUAUUGGGCCAAAAAAAAAAAAAAGGAACUUAGAGGUAGGGUUAUGGGGUGGAAAGCAACAGCUAAAAAUGCUUUAUAUUGGCAACAUUUGAGCAUGUUUAACAUGGUCUACAAACAUGGGAGGCAGUUAUUGCUCCCUGCCCAGCCUUCUUCAAAAGGAGGGACCUUCGAUCUUUCACGUUUAUUUCUCAACUUCCACUGUUGAAAUCUUGAUAUAUAUUUUUUUCAAGAAGCAAAGCCAAAUUCUCAGUUUCCCGAGAUGAAAGAAAAUCAGAAAGUGCAACGAGUUGACCUUUGCUUCUCCAUCCAUCCCAUCACAACGCAUGGGAGAUGUCUCUGUAUCUGUAGGAAGGUGGCUUCUAUCUCCUCCUGGGUCCAGGAACGGACAAUCUUACCUUGUGUUCGUGUACCUAUGUGCAGAGAACCAGAAAGUUAUAGGGCUUAUCUAAAACUAAGUGGUCCUUGAAUGGGACAGUUGGUGGAGAACAUCUUGGACUCUAACCAUGACUCUGGCCUACAGGGGUAGAGAGUUCUGACACAGCAGGGCUUCUAUCCCACCACCUGUCUCUUGCCCUCCUGCCUUCCUGCUUCCUACAGUGUAUCAGACCCAUAUCAGCCCUAAGGCCCUCUAUCUCCACUUGACCAAAGGCCAGGAUGAUGGCCUUGAAGGUCUGUAGAAUUGGAUGAGCUGUUGUAGUGAGGGGACUCCCACCAAGGCAAGUCCGCUUCUUGGAUAUUGUCGGCCGUGGUGGGGCUACCUCAACUCUGCCAUGCUACACAGGUCUCACGUGCUGUGGUUUCUAGCAUCUUUCAGCGCUUUUAGAGAAAGGUGCAAGAAUGCUCCUAGGGGUUGUUGGCUGCUCCUGGCCAACUGGAGGAGAGGGUCCCAUUCACCCCUUGGGUGCUAAGCAGUUCUUGGAGGAGCUUGUGGUUUCCAGAGAAAGUGCCUUUUAUUCCAACAGACCAGAGCCCUCCCACCUGCAACUUCUUCUUAAAAAAGAACAACUCUCCAAUUCUCUUACCUUGAGAUUAUUCCAGGUGCAGAGCGUUUACUCCUAAUCGCAUCCUGUUGCAGGAUAAAGCAUGGAGGAGCUACCUAGCUGGGCAACUCAAGGUCACCUGCCACCUUGUUCAUCGUUUGGGUUAGUUCUCAGCUCCCUUAAUCACCCAGCAAACACGGGAGGUGGGAGAACAACGCAUGUGGCAGAAGUCAUGGAAGUGUGGACUUUCCCACUUGGGACCAGUCCAGAAAAAGGUCGAGCUGAUUGGCCGGAAUGCAAGAUUUGGCACGCGGGCAGCCUUUGCGAUCAGUGUUGGGGGGCUCCUCCACACCAAUUAAAAACUGGAGUCCAGAUGGAUCUCCAAAUGGGAAAACCGGGGCCGCCAGUCUUCCAGAUCGUAACUCAAAAGAGUCCAACCAACUCCGUCCGUUCCGGAAGCCCUUUCCCAGCCUAGCAGCUCAGGUUCACCGCUGAUCUUUUCGGCUGGGGGAAUCCCUGCUUCGUUUGCACUUGGGGUCGGUGAGAAACGGCGCAGAAAAGAGAGAAGGACCAAAGACUCCGAGCCCGGUUUGCAAAGCCCCUGGUCCCUCUUUUUCCCGACGGUCAUCGAUUUCGCACGAUCGGCUUAGAAAGCCUCUGGCCAAGAUGCCUUUUUUUUGUAAAUAGGAAGGAAACCUGCCUCUUUUUGCAGCUGUUUUGAGGAUCUGAGUAGGACUUUUUUUUUUUUUUUUUUUUUUGGUGGUUCAGUCGGUCAAAAAAGAACGAUGGUGGACAAACUGCCCUUCACGUCAGGGCCUGGCUAUGAAUUUCGGGGAAUUUGCAGGGUCAAAGAGACAGGUCAAUCUGAUGCAGAUGAAGGGAGAAUAACCUCGUCUUCACAGCAGGCACAGAAUUUAUGUCCUUCUUGAGAGAAUUUAUUAUAUAGAGAAGUGUUUCUCAACCUUGGCCGCUUUAAUAUGAGUGGACUUCAACUCCCAGAAUUCCCCAGCUUGGGGGAAUUGAAGUUCACCCAUCUUAAAGCAGCCAAGGUUGGGAAACACUGAUAAUAGAUAUUCCCCCCCCCCACCCCCCCUCCAAUCUGGUAUCCACCUCCAGCAGCAUUAGGACUGCAAUUCCCAGCAUCCUGGCUGGGGAGGAUGGGAAUUGCAGUCCCAACCCAGCUGAAUUGGGGGGGGGGGAGAGGUAAGGGUUCAGUCACGGGAACAUGGUUACAGAGCUGUCACGGGAAACCGACGCGCUCCAUUGGCUAGCCACAGAACGGAGCUCCGAGUUGUAAAUACCAUUCAUGCCAACUUUUUUUUUUCUUCGUGCGUGAGAAGAAUGCUCUCUUUUUUUUGUUAUUUAUUCGGUUGUUGCUUUCCAGCGAUUUGCCUCCCCUCCCCCCCUUCAGAAAUAUAUUUAUUCCUGCUCUUGGGAAUGAAGCUUUCCAAUGACGAUUAAAGGGUUACACGCAGAA
This is a messenger RNA of Ahaetulla prasina, 7530 nucleotides long. RefSeq names its product Rho GTPase activating protein 39 (gene ARHGAP39). The transcript is spliced from 11 exons. Gene Ontology annotation, molecular function: protein binding; GTPase activator activity. The coding region runs from base 321 to 3632 and encodes 1103 amino acids. Gene Ontology annotation, cellular component: cytoskeleton; cytoplasm. Gene Ontology annotation, biological process: signal transduction. The record is from RefSeq and is a predicted model, not a curated record. Lineage: Eukaryota; Metazoa; Chordata; Lepidosauria; Squamata; Colubridae.